AUGACUCGCCAUCAUGUCGGCAGUGUUUUAUGGCGGCACGAUGCUGGCGAGCCGGGUGGUCGAGCCUCCGCCUUCUGUGCGACCGGUCGUCUCGGUCGUAUUCCGUUGCAUGCAAAGCCGAAGGGGCGUGGCGCCCGCGCGGGCCAGACAUGUGUCGACCUGUUUGCGAACAAGAACUAUGCGGCCUGUGACACUGCACAAGGAAAUGUUUCGGUCGGCAAGCUACAAAACGUCGUUACAUUUAUGCGGUCAUCUCCGCAAAGGAGCGAGGUGUUUGAGAAGGUUGCGCACGAGACGAAGCGCAAGAUUCCGCCUUCGCGGUUGAAUCCACUGCGCAAUUUGAAGUAUCUUACGAACAAUGACACGAGGUAA
Messenger RNA from Purpureocillium takamizusanense, 372 nucleotides. RefSeq lists its product as uncharacterized. The record is from RefSeq and is a predicted model, not a curated record. The transcript has a single exon. Bases 1 to 372 code for a protein of 123 amino acids. Lineage: Eukaryota; Fungi; Ascomycota; Sordariomycetes; Hypocreales; Ophiocordycipitaceae.